AUGACGGCCAUACAGCUCGCUUCCCUACCGCUGGCCACACAGAUGCUGCUGGAUCCAGCGGUGGGACUCGAUCAGGGCAUCCUUGAGGAGUGGAAUGCCGCGUGCGCCGCAGCUGGUUCCCAGAGUAUCGAACACACCGGCGUUGCUCUGGCCUCGAGUAUGGCUAGAGGCGGUGUUGUGCGUCGGCGCGAGCCACGGCGGCUCGUGGACACGAACGACUUCCUCAAGCUUGCAGAGGCUCUGGACACGCUCGCUGAUGAGCUGAACGUGAAUGCUUCCCUCGGUGGUGCAUCACCGUCUUUGACGGCAGGGCCACCAAAGAAACCUGUGAGCCGAGAUCUCAACGUCGACGAACUGGACCCGCUCGGGAUGGACGGGCUGAUGGGGACACAAUUAGACGACGCUCAAGAGGCUCACCGGCUUUUUGACGCGAAGGAGUACGCAGCCGCCAUGGCCGCUUUCCUCAGUGUUUCCUCUGGCUGCCUGGCACAUGAGCUGACGCCGGCUCUGCUCAACAAUGUGGCGGCGUGUCAUUUUGUGAUGGAGCAGUGGAGUGCGUGCGAGGCAAUUACUCGGCGUGUGCUUGCUGUUGAUGCGACAGAGCGCUAUCCGAGCGCUCGACGACUGGUGCGCGUCUUCAUCUCUCAGGGGCGCCUGCAAGAGGCGCAGCAGGCCGUCAGCCUACAUCGUGACGCCAUCGCGUGGGCCGCCGAAGUGGCGGCUGUGAAGGCUUGCGCGAGCUACACCAACUUCUACGCUGCCCAUCAGUACAGCAAAGCUCUUGAGAGCUUGGAGGUGGUGUUGUCACUUUGCCCAUGCGGCACGUUGGAGGCGGCAAAGGCGCGUCUUCUCUCUCUCGAGAACGCGGCGCAGGCAGUGAGGUACGCUGCGCAGCGUUGCCGAGCUUAUGCGACCUCGGCGGAGCUGCGCUUCUGCUUGUGGUCUCUCACCUUCCACUCCGUCACCUCCGUUGCUGGACUCGAUACCCUUCUCGCGGACAUGCAAGCCACACCUUUGGGCAAGUCGGAGCUGCGGUAUCGACACCUGCGCACCUACAUCGCACGUUGCAAGGAGGCGUUUGCGAAACUGCAGGGUCUGAGGACGGCGCAACAGUGGCACGAGGCAGCAACCUUUGUCACGCAAGUCCUCGCCGAGCCCUUUCUCCCAGAUGGGCUGAAGGGUGUGAUGUACUACGAGCGUGCGCGAGCUCUUGCUCAGCAGGCAAGCUGGUACGCCGCCCUGGACGAUACGCACCGUGCACUAUCCUACACCGAGGCGGUAUCACUGCGUGCAAGCAUGCUGCUUCUCAUCGCCCGCUGUGAGGAGGCGCUCGGCCGCUUGAGAGACGCCGUCUACCACACUGAAGAAAGCCUUUGCCUUGCCUCCAACGCUGCGGCCGUCGAGCAGCUGCGUUCGCUCAAGGCACACUUGGCACAUGAGCAGACGUCUACUGAUGCUCCGAGAACGACAGCGCGCACCGCGUCGAAGAAAACGCCGAAGCCAAAGACGACCGCCAACGCGUUUUCUCCAGUGUCUCGCGCACCACUUGAUGUACAUUAUAAAACGCUCUCUCUUCCCCGCAACGCCAGUGCAGCAGAGGUGAAGAAGUCAUACCGGGCAUUGGCGAUAAAGUGGCACCCGGAUCGGUGGUGCAGCGCCUCGAAUGAGGCUAUACGCAUCGCAGAAUCGACCUUCAAGACGAUCCAGCACGCCUACGAAGAAAUCAUGAAGAGGGCCUCCUGA
Molecule: messenger RNA, 1743 nt
Organism: Leishmania mexicana MHOM/GT/2001/U1103
Lineage: Eukaryota; Euglenozoa; Kinetoplastea; Trypanosomatida; Trypanosomatidae
Product: putative chaperone protein DNAj
Exons: 1
Coding region: 1-1743 (580 amino acids)
Molecular function (GO): protein binding
Source: RefSeq, a predicted model, not a curated record